This is a messenger RNA of Macrobrachium nipponense, 910 nucleotides long. RefSeq lists its product as uncharacterized. The record is from RefSeq and is a predicted model, not a curated record. The transcript has 7 exons. Lineage: Eukaryota; Metazoa; Arthropoda; Malacostraca; Decapoda; Palaemonidae. Bases 368 to 910 code for a protein of 180 amino acids.
UGUGUGUGUGUGUCCGCAUUAUCAGCCUAGUAACUUGAUCAGCCAACUGCCCUCCUCAUUACUGGAAGUGGGUGUUCGAGGCGAGGUGUCUUGACACUGAGUAUUUUCCAGGUGUUGACUCUGGCGAAGAAAAACAUGAGACUAAAGAUAUUUACCUUCGCGUUCGUCGCUCUUCUCUGUCUCUUGAAGGUAGACGGAAGACCUGAAGCGAUCGAGGAAGUAGUCGGCAGCAUUAGAAGCAGCUUCGGCGCCCUCAGCUCUAAGAGGGACCAGUGGUUCCAGAACUACUCGCACAUGAGGAAACUGGCAGACACCGAUCAGGAAAAACCUGACCGAACUUCUGUUAGUGAGCAAGCUCGCCGUUCCGAUGAUUUGGUAUCUGUACACUUCCGAAGUUGCGAGCCAAAAGAAAAGACUCGAGAAACUCGUGAACGAGGAGCUGGCUCGAUCACUCCCUUACCGUAGAUCAUUUUCUUUGGAGUAUCCCUUCUUCCACAUGGAGAUGACGCUUCAACUGCUGGAAGAGAGCGAUUUUCAGAUUGAGCUGCUUCGUGAUGAGUCUACGAUGAUUUUUCUCCUUAGGAUUGAUUACGAUGACAGGCGCAUUGUCUUCAGCGAUCAGAAUGGAGGAGAAACCGUAGAAAGAUUCGUCAUGGCAGAUGAUGAUUUUCCUGCCUUGGUGCCUGGGAUGGAUUUCAGAGUUAAUAUCCAGGUGGCAGACGACUGCAUAUUCGUCUCUUUCUGGGUUGGUGACCUUAGCUUGGAUACUCCAAUGGCUUUGCCUGCAAAAUAUCAUGGUGCUCAAAGUGUAAUUCCCAACACUGAUAACUACCAGGAUAAACAUCUUUUCAAGAACUACUCAACAACAAUUAACAAACAAACAAAUUACAGCAGUAACAAUCCAAAAUAG